This is a messenger RNA of Cladocopium goreaui, 1557 nucleotides long. The record is from the annotation of a GenBank genome assembly. Lineage: Eukaryota; Dinophyceae; Suessiales; Symbiodiniaceae.
AAACAGUUCGCCACGUUGCCAAAGAUGCAACCCGUAAAACGUGCCAAACGCGACGCUACCGCAUCGACCGAACUGCAUCGUCGCAAGCUGCGUGAGUGCUUGGCUGAUGGAAGUUUCCUCCAUCCCACAAAGGAGGGCACCUUCAAUUUUUGCGACUUAGCUGAAGCGUUGGCCAUGUGUUGCGGCUUGGCGCUACUACAACCCACCAGGAAAGAACACGCAGAGAAAUUGGCCAAAGAGAUUGGAAUUUCUCGUCGGCACAUUGUUUUUAUUCUGUGUGAUGGUAUGGGAGUGGAGUUGCUACAACAGCACCUGGCUCCUGAGCGUUUCCUUCGCGCUGGUGAGAGGUCGACUCAGCUGCGGGCGGUGUUUCCUGCCACUACCCCAGCAGCCUUGACCACACUGGCCACCGGCGUGUUCCCCGGGCAGCAUGGACUGCCGGGCUGGGAGCUGCGAGAUCAGAAGGCCUGCGAGUUUCCAAAGGAAGGGAUUCACAACCACAUCCAGCUCACUAUUUUGGACUCCGUGGUGCGUGACAUGCGUUCUGGCAAACCUGCGUGCGAUUUAGGAUUUAGCAAGCAAGAGAUCUACCUCCAGGAGCCCUGGGUGGCUAGGGGCCAGUCCAAUCGGAAGAUGAAAUUUGUCAAUGCGUACAAUGGCACUGACUUCACCGAAUGGUACCAAGACAAGUACAGGGAAGACAUCAUGACAAUUCAGGAGACUGCAUAUGAAACUCUCGGAAAGCCCGAAGGGUCGCAGCAGGCAAUUCAAUACUUCAACAAUGGAAUUGAUUGCAUCCUUCGGAGUAUUGAUGAGGCCGAAAAAAAUGAUUGGAAGUCCUUCAUAUACAUGUACACCUCACAUCCUGACAAGCAUAUGCAUGAACUGGGCAUUAGCCACCAUGAAGUGACCAACGUGCUUUGCGGCAUCAGCGAUGGCCUCGAGCGUUUGUGGCAACGAUUAAAGAUGCUGGAUGUCGCAUUGCUGGUCACGGCCGACCAUGGUCAUGUCACAGUUGAACCGGACGAUAUGGUGGUUUUGCCACAAAGGCUACUGGAUUGCUUGGAGUACGCGAAUGUGGGAGUGCAUGGAAAAGGACGUCACGCCUUCUUCCAUUGCCGAAGUGGACGCCAGGAGGAGUUUCAGCAGGCCUGGGAUGUGGAGCCAUCCCUGAGCAGCUUCAUCCUCCUUCCCAUCGACGUGGCGGUGGAGGAGGGACUCUUUGGCCCCGAUGCGCCGUUGCCCCCGGCGCGGGCGCGGAUGGGCGAUUUCCUCGGCUUGAGCACCACGGCAAAAACCUUGGUAUCGCCAAAGGAAGCGUCGCGAUUCGGAAAAUCAGAGACUUCACCUGGUCUGAAGCAGGGGGCCCAUGGAUCCUUGACACCUGCAGAGAUGAGGAUUCCCUGGUGCUUGUGGGUGCCUGGAGCCUGAAAUUCGCCAGGAAAUGUGCAGAUCUGGUGCAAUUUGUUGGGUCCAACAUCCCAUUUUUGGCUUAAGAAAUUUGAGCCAGUUGAACGAUUCGUGCUUCAUUCUUGGAUGGAUGCUGCUUGAAAGAAA